Apis florea (little honeybee) is the source of this 980-nucleotide messenger RNA. RefSeq lists its product as uncharacterized. NCBI's taxonomy places the organism in Eukaryota, Metazoa, Arthropoda, Insecta, Hymenoptera, Apidae. The record is from RefSeq and is a predicted model, not a curated record.
AUUAGCCUAUAAAUAAUAGAUAAUAUCUCAACAUAAUAAAAUAUUUUUUAAUGGAAUAUCGAAUUAUAAAUUAUAAAUAUGUAGUUUUAUUUAAGACCUUAAAUAUAUAAUUAUUUAUAUUUACCCAAAGAGAGCAAAUGCAAGUAAACUAUCUUCAUUAAGAUGUUUUACACCAGAAAUUUUUUGUGACAAGAAAUUUCCGAGAGUAGCAAUAAUACAACUAAAAAAUAAACAAUAUUUUCCUAAAAUAUAAUUUAAAAAUUAAUGUUAAAUUGAUGUUUAUUAUAACAUACCUAGUAAUUGCUUUAGUUUUCACUGGGCUAGUAUAAAGUCGCUCAAAAUAAGCACUGAAAAUGGCCCAAGGUAAAUUAAAAGUAAAAACAAAAUUACCAUCAACAGUAAAAGAAAAAAAUAAAAAUAAGAAGAAUUUCGCUAUUCAACGACGAAAUAAUGCACCUAUUCAGCCUAAAAAGAAGAAAUUUGAAGAAGCACAUAAAUUAAAACAAAUGAUAACAAAAACAGUUAACAAAGCAAUGGAAGAUGAAUUGAGAGAGAAAGCUUUAGAAGGAAAGAAAUCUCUUACAAAAAAAGAUUCAUCUAUCUUAAAAAAGAAUUAGGUUAUUCAAUGUUAAUAUCAAAAAAGAAUAUUUUUUUAAUUUUUAUUAAAAUCAUAAAUAUAUAUCAUAGUAUAGAUAUUUUUAUAUAAUACAACUGUUCUUUAUCAUAUUUAUAGAAAAUAAAAAUAAACGAUACAAAAUAUUAAGUAUAUAUAAAGUUAAUUACUUAACUUAAUAUAAUAUAAUCUAAACUAAUAUAUGUGCAUAAGGAUUCAAAUAACAGGAAAUAUAAAGCAAAAUCAUGUACCUAUUAAAAUUUAAAAUUAUUAUUUUAAUUUAAUUUUAUAUUGUUAUUCCAUAGAAUAAUUCUGAACAUGAAAUCAAUGGCACAAUAACUUAUGGAAUAUAAAUAUAGAAAAAAAA